This is a messenger RNA of Cooperia oncophora, 330 nucleotides long. NCBI's taxonomy places the organism in Eukaryota, Metazoa, Nematoda, Chromadorea, Rhabditida, Trichostrongylidae. The record is from the annotation of a GenBank genome assembly.
AUGGAUUCGCGAGAACAAUCGACAAUCACAACCACUCAAUCAAGAUCCGCGCGCAAGACUCAAUGCACCAGCCCGGCUUACGAAAAGCACAGACUGAGUGGUGAUGUAGAAACCAUCGAUUUACCGUGGUGCACAGGUGAUGAAGGAGGUGAUGAUGAAGUUCUCGAAGAGAUUGUGCCUGCAGAUAACGAGAAACCUAAAAUCCCCAUUGGUCAAAAUGUUUAUGUAUACGACUGGUCCGAGACGCUGUUUCCAGAUGAAGAAGCUGCGAUCAUUGGAGAGAAGCGCCCUUUGAAUUUAGCUGAGGAGAUUGGUAAGUUUUUACACACG